GGCGUGCGUGGGGGCGUGUGGAGGGAGCUCGCUCUCUCUCUCUCUCUCUCUCUCUCGCUCCGGGGGGGCCAUGUCUCGCUCGUUCUCUGCGUCGGAGGUGCGCGGGCGGUGCGCGGGGGGCGCGUGCCUGGUGCUGUCCGGGCGGCGGGUCUUCGACGUGUCGUCCUUCGUGCGGCUGCACCCGGGCGGGGAGGAGGCGCUGCGGGCCCGCGCGGGGACCGACAUCCGCGACGCCCUCGACGGGCCCCCCCACCGACACUCCCCCCACGCGCGCCGGUGGCUCGCCCAGUACCUGGCCGGGGAGAUACGAGACGGAGAAGGAGACGCGCGCGAGGAGGAGGAGGAACAGGACCACGUGGAGCGGUGGGAUUCUGCCGUGACGGCUGCUGCUGCCAAAAUGAUGGAUCCCAGGUGCAAAGCCGUGGAUGAAGCAACGGACCUGGUGGACUGGCGGAAGCCUCUUCUGUGGCAAGUGGGCCAUUUGGGGGAGAAGUACGACGAGUGGGUCCACCAGCCGGUCAACCGGCCCAUCCGCCUCUUCCACUCGGACUUCAUCGAGUCCCUCUCCAAGACCGCAUGGUACAUGGUGUGCAUCGUCUGGAUCCCGCUGGUGCUGUAUCUCACCUGGUCGUGCUACACAUCCCUGGCGCGGGGAGAGACGCGGCUCUUUGCCACCUUCACCACAGCCUACUCCAUCCCCGUCCACCCGUACUGCUUCCCGCUGCUCUUUGUGCUGGGCAUGGGCAUCUGGUCCUUCCUGGAAUACUUCAUCCACCGCUUCAUCUUCCACAUGAAGCCGCCCGCCAGCAACUACUACCUGAUCACCAUCCAUUUCCUGCUCCAUGGGCAGCAUCACAAGUCUCCGUUUGACGAUUCCCGCCUGGUCUUCCCUCCGGUCCCAGCGUUCCUGGUCAUUGCCUUCUUCUACGUUUUCGCCAACACGGUUUUCCCCGAGGCGUUUGGGGUCUCCCUCUUCACGGGGGGCCUCUUUGGCUACGUCACCUAUGACAUGAUGCACUAUUACCUGCAUUACGGGUCGCCCAAGAAAGGCACCUACCUCUACCGGCUGAAAUCCUACCACGUGAAGCACCACUUCGAACACCAGAAAGCAGGCUUCGGCAUCACCAGCACCUUCUGGGACCGUCCCUUCCGGACGCUCAUCCCGAAAGAGACCUUCGGGAAACAGGACUAGCCCGCCCGCCCGCCCGCCCGCCUUGGCUCCUCCGCUUGAUGCUCCGUUGACUUUGUCCGCUCCUGCUCUCUGGUUGAAGGGCAGCACGGCUCGGACCCCGGAGGAGGACUCUCUUCGGACCUCGGACUCCGGCAAGACUGUUGGGACUCGUUGCCGAAAGGAACCAGCUUUGCCCCUUCCAGUUGGGUCUGGCCAAGAUAUUUGGAUGCGCCCAAAGAACCAAGCCGAUCCGUGCCGUCUCCGUGUGUGUGCAAGGAUGCUUUUGCUUUUGGAGCGGCCUUCUCGGAGGACUCGCACCCCGAGGUUUAGACUUGUCCCUGCAGGUGAAUUGUCCGGUUGUUGUUCUUGGUGGUGGUGAGGGGUUGCAGGGCGGGUGACCCUUCUACACCGACCCUUUCACACCAACAACAAGGCUCCGUUUGACCCGUCACCGGCUUGGUUUUCCUCUCCGGCCGAAUGCACAAAAGGCGUCAGGGUUUAUCGACGGCGAUCUUCCCCAAAUGGCCACGAAUCUGCAAUUGUUUACUAUUGGAAUCAUGCAUGAUGGGAUUUGUAAUCCAAAUAGAUUUGGAAAGCCGUUUCGCACCAUUUCUCCAAAAUAACUACAAGGAAUAAUUUCCGCCAUAACUUUCACGCUAGGAAACCAAAUCAUUGCAAAUCCUGAAAUGUAUUACUAUUGGAAUCAUGCAUGAUGGAAUUUGUAGUACAAAUAGAUUUGGAAAGCCAUUUCGCAAAAUUUCUCCAAAAUAACUGCAAGCCAUAAUUUCUGCCUUAACUUUCACGCUAGGAAACCAAAUCGUUGCAAAUCCUGAAAUUGUUUACUAUUGGAAUCAUGCAUGAUGGGAUUUGUAGUCCAAAUAGAUUUGGAAAGCCGUUUCGCACCAUUUCUCCAAAAUAACUGCAAGCCAUAAUUUCCGCCAUAACUUUUAUGCUAGGAAACCAAAUCAUUGCAAAUCCUGAAAUGUAUUACUAUUGGAAUUAUGCAUAAUGGGAUUUGUAGUCCAAAUAGAUUUGGAAAGCCGUUUUGCACAAUUUCUCCAAAAUAAUUGCAAACCGUAAUUUCUACCAUAACUAUUAUGCAAGGAAACCAAAUCGUUGCAAAUCCUGCAAUUGUUUACUAUUAGAAUCAUGCAUGAUGGAAUUUGUAGUCCAAAUAGAUUUGGAAAGCCGUUUUGCACAAUUUCUCCAAAAUAAUUGCAAACCGUAAUUUCUACCAUAACUAUUAUGCAAGGAAACCAAAUCGUUGCAAAUCCUGAAAUUGUUUACUAUUAGAAUCAUGCAUGAUGGGAUUUGUAGUCCAAAAAGAUUUGGAAAGCCAUUUCCACAAUUUCUCCAAAAUAACUACAAGGAAUAAUUUCCGCCAUAACUUUCAUGCUAGGGAACCAAAUCGUUACAAAUCCUGCAAUUGUUUACUAUUGGAAUCAUGCAUGAUAGGAUUUGUAGUCCAAAUAGAUUUGGAAAGCCAUUUCGCACCAUUUCUCCAAAAUAACUGCAAGCCAUAAUUUCCGCCAUAACUUUCACACAAAGGAACCAAAUAGUCGCGAAUCCUGCAAUUGUUUACUACGCAUUGCUUUGUUUGGGGAUAACAGAUACAUUCGGGGAAGAAAAUAAUCUAUAGAGAACUGCUUGGAAGUAACAUAAAAAGGAAUGAGAAACACUUGCCUGUUUGCAAAUGCAGGCGUUUGGAGGGCACAGUUCUCAUUAACACAAUUGCCUUGUUCCAAAUGUUCUUCUCCUCUUGGUUAAUUUUUUUCCAAAUUUUAGUAAUAUUUCCUCUUCUUCGCUGCUGUUUUUUUCCUGACUCGUCAGCAUCUAUUCCCAUUGCAUCCACAUGGUGGAUUUGAUGCGGUUUUGCACCACUUUUCAAUGCUAUGGAAUCCUGGGAGCUGUAGUUUUACAAGGCCUUUUUCCUGCCAAAGAAGGCUGGGACUUUGCCCGUUCCCAGGAUCCCAUAGCAUUGAGCUUGGACGCUCAAAGUGGUAUCAAACUGUGUUAAUUCUGCAGUGUAGAUGCACCCGAAGUGCCCCUAUCUCCAUUCACUGUUAGGUGAAGUUUCCCAAAAAAGGCCACCCAGCUGAGUUCUUGCAAUGAAGCCGAGUUGCCUUUCAAUAUGUGACAUUUUGCAAGGAGGGCCUUGGUUUUGCUUUCCGUCCGUCCUGCCUCCUUUUAUAUUCUUGGGAACCCAAUCCUUUGCAUAGCAAUUAAUAGGCUACCGGUUGCGCAUUGUACCAAUUAAUUGCACAUCAUGUUUGGCAAUCGUGCACAUUGCCAAAAUGCAACCUUUAUGUUCCCAACGAUGGCUGUCUGGAAACCACUCUGUGCAGUUUCCCGGGAGCGUUCCGCUUUUGCAACCUGUGCGUAUUAUUAUUAUUAUUAUUAUUUUGCGGUGUUUUAGUUUGCACUUCUAUGCGCUGCGUCCCGACCUCGUCAUAUACAUCUUGCUUCUCAUCCUUUAAGGAAACGGGGCCUUAUAUUUACAGUACGUGUGCCUUAACUGGAGCUCAUGACUCGGCAGAAAUAGCCAAACAAUGUGCCGACUGCCGAACCCAACUGAGAUGCCAAAGAGAGCAAACGGGUGUGUUGCCGUUGUGUAUUUGUUUAUUAGAUAGGAAUCGAGCUGCUAUUUAUUUUCAAGGCAGGGCUGGUUGUGUUUCUCCAAAGCCAUAAUGAAACCAGCCUUGAAGCCACUAUCCAAAGAGUGGGGCCUGUUUUGGAGACGGGAUGCAAUGCUUGGCACUGCUGAGGCUGGAUGGCCAUCUGUUGAGAGGGCUUUCACUGUGUCUUCUUUAACAGCAGAAGGGGUUAGACUAGAUGCCCUUUGGGGAUCCCUUCCAAUCCUAGAACCCAGAGCCAGACGACCUCUCCUCUGACUUUGAAGCCAUGGUACCGCCAUGUAAUCCGGUUCCCGAUCCCAUAUUAUCAUCUGCUUUGGACCGGAUUAUACGGCAGUGUAGACUCAUCUAAUCCAGUUCAGAGCUGGAUCAGAAUCUGGAUUAUACGGCAGUGUAGACUCAUCUAAUCCAGUUCAGAGCUGGAUCAGAAUCUGGAUUAUAUGGCAGUGUAAAAUCAUCUAAUCCAGUUCAGAGCUGGAUCAGAAUCUGGAUUAUAUGGCAGUGUAAAAUCAUCUAAUCCAGUUCAGAGCUGGAUCAGAAUCUGGAUUAUAUGGCAGUGUAAAAUCAUCUAAUCCAGUUCAGAGCGGGAUCAGAAUCUGGAUUAUAUGGCAGUGUAAAAUCAUCUAAUCCAGUUCAGAGCUGGAUCAGAAUCUGGAUUAUAUGGCGGUGUAAACUCAUUUUAUCCAGUUCCAACCCAGAUCAGAAACUGGAUUAUAUGGCGGUGUAGACUCAUCUAAUCCAGUUCAAGGUGGAUCAGAAACUGGAUUACAUGCCAAUGUAGACUCAUCUAAUGCAGUUCAAAGCCGGAUCAGAAACUGAAUUAUAUGGUAGUUCAGACUAAUCUAAUCCAGUUCAAGAUGGAUCAGAAACCGCAUUACAUGGCAGUGUACACUCAUCUAAUCCAGUUCAGAGCCAGAUCAGAAACUGGAUUAUAUGGCAGUAUAGACUCAUCUAAUCCGGUUCAAAGCCGGAUCAGAAACUGGAUUACAUGGCAGUGUAGACUCCAGGUCCGCCUUAUGCUACGAAGGGCGUUCUGUUGCUCUCCUUAGGUGUGUCUACACUGUAGCCUUAAUCCUGUUUGAGACCACUUUUAAUUGCCAUGGAUUUAUGCUAUAGAACCCUGGGAGUUGUAGUUUGACAUGUCCUUUAGCUUUAUCCUUCGGGAGAGAUGAAGUGGGAUAUAGAUGAAUUAAUACUAAUCUACCAAGCAGUGACUUCCCCCUCACCAAACUACAACUCCCAUCUGCUAGGAGUGCUUUGAUUGUGCUUUUCCUGUGUGGCAGAAGGAGGAAGGAAUAGAAAGUCUCUGGGGUUGUCCCUAUUAUUAUUAUUAUUAUUAUUAUUAUUAUUAUUAUUAUUAUUAUUAUUAUUAUUACAAUGGCUGGGUGGCCAUCUGUCUGGAGUGCUUUGAUUGUGCUUUUUCUGCAUCACAGAGAGAGGAUGGACUAGAUGGCCCCUGGGGUUGCCCCUAUUACUAUUACGUUAUCAUUAUUAUCAUUGCAAAGGCUGGGUGGCCAUCUGCCAGGAGUGCUUUAAUUGUGCUUCUCGUGUGUGGCAGAAGGAGGAAGCAAUAGAAAGUCUCUGGGGUUGUCAUUAUUAUUAUUAUUAUUAUUAUUAAUAUUAAUAUUACAAUGGCUGGGUGGCCAUCUGCCAAGAGUGCUUUGAUUGUGCUUUUUCUGCAUCACAGAAAGAGAAUGGACUAGAUGGCCCCUGGGGUUGCCCCUACUACGGUACUAUUUUGUUGUUGUUCUUCAUAUUAUUAUUUCUACUAUUGCUACUAUUGCAAAGAAUGGAUGGCCAUCUGCCAGGAGUGCUUUGAUUGUGCUUUUCCUGCACAGCAGAAAGAGGAUGGACUAGAUGGGCUCUGGGGUUGCCCCUAUAAUAAUAAUAAUAAUAAUAAUAAUAAUAAUUAUUAUUAUUAUUAUUAUUGCUACUACAGUGACUGGGUGGCCAUCUGUCUGGAGUGCUUUGACUGUGCUUUUCCUGCAUGACAGAAGGAGGAUGGACUAGAUGGCCUCUGGGUUUGACCCCAUUACUAUUAUGUUGCUAUUUUUAUCAUUGCAAAGGCUGGGUGGCCAUCUGUCGGGAGUGCUUUGAUUGUUCCUUUCUUGCAUGGCAAAAGGAGGAUGGACUAGAUGGCCUCUGGGGUUGCCCCUAUUACUGUUUUGUUGUUAUUAUUAUUAUUACUACUACUACUACGAUUGCAAAGACUGGAUGGCCAUCUUCCGGGAGUGCUUUGAUUGUGCUUUUCCUGCACGGCAGAAGGAGGUUGAACUAGAUGGCCCCUGAGGUUGCUAUUAUUAUUAUUAUUAUUAUUAUUACAAUGGCAGGGUGGCCAUAUUCCGGGAGUGCUUUGAUUGUGAGAAGGCUCUUAUUUUUGGACUACCGAUCCCAGAAUCCCCCAACACGCCUCCAAGCCCUCCCUACAGAUGGCCAUCCAACCCUAGGGUCCUAUAUCCCUUCCCUGCAGGGUUUCUAAACACAGGAGCCUAUGAUCCAAUGUUCAAACUCCCUUCUGCCGUGGGGAAAGACACAAUCAAAGCCCUCCCGACAGAUGGCCAUCUGGCUCUAGGGUCCUAUGAAGGAAUGUUCCUUCUCUGCAAGUUUCUAAAAUAUAGGAUGCUAUGAUAAAGCGGGGUAUAGAUAAAUAAUAAUAAUAAUAAUAAUAAUAAUAAUAAUAAUAAUAAUAAUAAUAAUAACAACAACAACAACAAUAACAACAACCACAUAAUAAUAUAACAUAGUAGUAGUAGUAAUAAUAAUAAUAAUAAUAAUAAUAAUAAUAAUAAUAAUAAUAAUAGGGCUGGAAGGGACCCCAAAGGUCAUCCAACCCUAGGAUCCCAUGUGCCAAUGUUCCUUCUCUGCAAGUUUCCAAAGCAUAGGAUCCUACGAUCCAAUAUUCUAAUUCCCUUCUUCCAAGGAGAAAAGCACAAUCCGAUCCCUCCCGCCGGAUGGCCAUCCAGCCUCUGUUGAAAAACUCCAUUGGGUUCCCAAGAAGCAGUGGCAUUAAAUUCUUUAUUGCAGCGUUUUCAAGGAAAGCCAUUGCAAAGAAAAAAUCCCCGAAUUUAGGCGUUUUUCUGCCUCGUCUAAUGGAAAUAAAAGGGAACGCAAUGAUAUGAAACUCAAGGGAAACUUGUAUAUAGACUGUGUAUAUUUUUUGGGGGAAAAAACAGAGUUCUCUAUAAAUGUAAAGCUUUGAACCAUAA
Anolis carolinensis (green anole) is the source of this 7010-nucleotide messenger RNA. RefSeq names its product fatty acid 2-hydroxylase (gene fa2h). The transcript is spliced from 7 exons. Gene Ontology annotation, cellular component: endoplasmic reticulum; membrane. The coding region runs from base 71 to 1192 and encodes 373 amino acids. The record is from RefSeq and is a predicted model, not a curated record. Gene Ontology annotation, molecular function: iron ion binding; fatty acid 2-hydroxylase activity; heme binding. Gene Ontology annotation, biological process: lipid biosynthetic process; fatty acid metabolic process. NCBI's taxonomy places the organism in Eukaryota, Metazoa, Chordata, Lepidosauria, Squamata, Anolidae.